AUGAAGAGGGACAAAGGACCAACAAAGCGCGUAAAUUUGGAGAACGCAGAGCUCCACGAAACGAACCCGUUCACAAACCGUCCGUUCUCCAAUGGGUACUACGUGUUACAAGAAAAAAUCAAGAAGCUUCCUGUUAUUAAGUACGAGGAAGAAAUUGUCAAAACACUACGAGAGAACAAAACCCUAAUUCUUGAAGGCGCGACUGGCUCGGGUAAAACAACUCAAAUCCCCAAAUUUUGUUUGGACCUUGACAUCUGUAAAGGGAAAGGUGUAUGCUGCACGCAGCCAAGAAGAGUCGCCGCUAUUUCUGUCUCCACACGAGUUGCGAAAGAAAUGGACGUACAACUUGGAGAGGAAGUUGGGUACGCGGUUAGGUUUGACGACUGCAGAGGUCCACAAACGAGACUGACAUAUAUGACAGAUGGAAUGUUGUUACGAGAGUUAAUGAGUGAUCCCGAGCUGACGAGAUAUGGUGUUGUGUUACUAGAUGAAGCGCACGAACGUACUGUCGCGACAGACCUUCUUUUCGGUAUAUUAAAAGGGCUGGUGCAAAAGCGGGACGAUCUAAAAAUAGUUGUCAUGUCGGCUACCUUAGAGGCUUCCAAGUUCAGAGAAUACUUUUCUGGAUCUCCAGUGAUGACCGUUGAGGGUCGAACGUAUCCAGUCGAGAUUAAUUACUCUGCAUUUCCCGAGAACGAUUACUUUGAAGCGACGUUUACCACUGUGAAAAAAAUCGAUGGAGAGCCUGAAGGCGACGUUCUAAUCUUUUUAACAGGUGAAGAUGAAAUUGAAGAAAUGUGUGAUAGAAUCAACAGUUUCAGUUCAAAGAGUAAAAUGGUUGCAUUGCCGUUAUACUCUGCGUUGCCACAAAAUGAACAACAAAAAGUCUUUGAUGAAGUGAAAGGGAGGAAGGUGGUUGUAGCCACCAACAUUGCUGAGACGUCCAUUACAAUUGAUGGCAUCGUGUAUGUGAUCGACUGUGGAUAUGUCAAACAAAAGGUGUACCUCCCAUCUACACGAGUCGAGACGUUGCAAGUGACCCCAAUAUCACAAGCCGCUGCACAACAACGUGCUGGUCGUGCGGGGCGUACUCGACCCGGCAAAUGUUUCCGAUUGUAUACAGAAAAGGGGUUUGAAGAGAGUUUAGGCAAGCAGACUGUACCCGAGAUGUUACGAACAAGUCUUGCGUCUGUGAUAUUACACAUGAAAAAGAUAGGUAUUAAAGAUAUCCUCCACUUCGAUUAUUUGGACGCCCCAUCACCACAAGUGAUGGUGAGAGCUUUGGAGCAACUGUAUUACUUAAAUGCGUUAGACUCGAAAACAGACUUAACUGAUGUUGGCAUUCAGAUCGCCGAAUUGCCAAUCGAACCACAGAUGGCCGUUGCUCUGUUGUCUUCAAUUGACUACAAAGUAGUCGACGAGGUCUCGACUAUCAUCGCGCUGUUAAACGUCCCCAGCGUCUUUUAUCGACCGAAAGACCAGAAAGAAAAAGAAAAAGCCGACGCGAUGAAGGCGUACUUCAACAAUGCUGAGUCGGACCAUAUCACUUUGUUGAACGCAUUCAACCAGUGGGUUGAAAACGAGAAAGACCCAAAUUGGGCAUGGGAGAGUUACGUGAACCAACGUGCGUUGAAGCAAGCCAGUUCAAUCAAAGACCAGUUGCUCGGCAUUUUGUAUCGCAACGGCGUGAACUCGGAACAAGGCGUGAAGGAUAUUAGAGAGAGGAAUAUUAAUAUAAGAAAGGCGCUUUGCAAAGGGUUCUUCAUGCAGAGUGCUCAUAUCAUUAAAGGGAAGUAUCAGAUCGUCUCGGAGAAUCGAAUUGUGUUGCUACACCCGUCGAGUUGUGUCGGGAAAAGAGAGUGGAUCGUGUAUAACGAGUACGUCAUGACCAAAAACGAGUAUGUCAGGACGGUGUCUGGUAUUGAGCCGGAGUGGCUCUUCGAGGCGUCCCCGCAGUACUUUGAAAAGCUCGAAACCUUUAAGCAAAGCGAGACAACAAGAGCGCUUUGCAGAAUCAAGAAGGCAAUGAGCUCGAAGUAA
Messenger RNA from Entamoeba invadens IP1, 2040 nucleotides. Its product is annotated as ATP-dependent RNA helicase DHX8, putative. The transcript has a single exon. Gene Ontology annotation, molecular function: RNA binding; ATP binding. The record is from RefSeq and is a predicted model, not a curated record. Gene Ontology annotation, cellular component: intracellular anatomical structure; spliceosomal complex. NCBI's taxonomy places the organism in Eukaryota, Evosea, Mastigamoebida, Endamoebidae. Bases 1 to 2040 code for a protein of 679 amino acids.